Molecule: messenger RNA, 1203 nt
Organism: Lathyrus sativus (Indian pea)
Lineage: Eukaryota; Viridiplantae; Streptophyta; Magnoliopsida; Fabales; Fabaceae
Source: the annotation of a GenBank genome assembly
AUGAUGGACGAAGCAGUUGGCGAAAAUAAAGCUAGCAGUAUAGGAAGGAAAGGAAUGGUUCUUCCUUUUGAACCUCUAUCCCUCACUUUUGAUGAUAUCAGAUAUUCUGUUGACAUGCCACAGGAAAUGAAAAAUCAAGGAGUUUGCGAGGAUCGUCUCGAGCUUUUGAAGGGUAUCAGUGGUGCAUUUAGGCCUGGAGUACUAACAGCUUUAAUAGGCGUAAGCGGUGCGGGAAAGACUACUGUAAUGGAUGUUUUAGCUGGGAGAAAAACUAGUGGUUACAUUGAAGGAAGCAUCACAAUCUCUGGCUAUCCAAAGAACCAAAUGACAUUCGCACGCAUAUCAGGAUAUUGCGAACAAUUCGAUAUCCAUUCACCCAAUGUUACGAUUUAUGAAUCUUUGCUAUAUUCUGCAUGGCUUCGUUUAUCGCCUGAAGUCGAUCAUGCAACUAGAAAGAUGUUUAUUGAGGAAGUUAUGGAGCUAGUAGAACUUAAGUCAUUAAGAGAAGCACUUGUUGGAUAUCCUGGCGAGAACGGACUUUCAACCGAACAACAUAAGAGACUUACAAUUGCGGUUGAACUUGUGGCGAAUCCAUCAAUAAUAUUCAUGGAUGAGCCGACCUCCGGCUUUGAUGCUAGAGCAGCUGCUAUAGUAAUGAGAACAGUAAGGAACACCGUGGACACAGGACGUACCGUGGUUUGCACGAUCCAUCAGCCGAGUAUCGACAUUUUUGACGCGUUUGAUGAGCUUCUACUUCUGAAAUCGGGUGGCGAGCAGAUAUAUGCUGGUCCAAUAGGCGCCCAAUGUUUCGAUCUAAUCGAGUACUUCGAGGCUAUUCAAGGAGUUCCUAAGAUCAAAGAUGGUUAUAAUCCUGCAACAUGGAUGUUGGAAGUUACAUCAGCAGGAUCAGAAGCAAAUCUCAAACUCAACUUCACUGAUGUGCACAAUAACUCAGAACUACACAGGAGAAAUAAACAGUUGAUUCAGCAGCUCAGUGCUCCUUCUCAAGAUUCAGAAGAUCUAUACUUUGAUGCUCAAUAUUCACAAACUUUUAUGGCACAAUGUAUAGCUUGUCUAUGGAAACAACACUUAUCAUAUUGGCGGAACACGUCGUAUACGGCUGUUAAGACUCUUAUUUACUAUCAUGGAGGGUUUAUUAUUUGGCCUAGUUUUUUGGGAUGUUGGCUUGAAAAGGACAAAUGA